This is a messenger RNA of Leptopilina boulardi, 1256 nucleotides long. RefSeq lists its product as uncharacterized. Gene Ontology annotation, molecular function: DNA binding. Lineage: Eukaryota; Metazoa; Arthropoda; Insecta; Hymenoptera; Figitidae. Gene Ontology annotation, cellular component: nucleus. The coding region runs from base 283 to 1119 and encodes 278 amino acids. The transcript has a single exon. The record is from RefSeq and is a predicted model, not a curated record.
UCUCAUUGUAUAUACUUUCAAUGAAUAGGUUAUUAAUUCAUUUAUCACUAAAAAUUCAAUUAUGAACUGCAUAAUUCCACAAAUAUUCUAAACUUUGCAUUAUCAUAUAAAAAAUUUUAAAUAUCAAGGUUAAGGCAACUGACUUUAUCGAGAUCGAUCGUUUUAACGAGAGAUUGUUGAAACGAUACGAGACGAAACGAUAAAAGUAUAACAAUUGAACGAGUGUGUGGAUCGUUUAGGUUAUUUAUCGUAAUUUCUCGCUCGAAUGCAACUCUAGAUCAAAUGCUGGCAGCUUUGAAAGAUGUCGAAAAUGGGAUGACCUUAAGCGCUGCCAGUAAACUUUAUAAUGUACCUCGAACCACAUUAUGGGACAAAUAUCAUGGACGGUCUCCUGUCGAACGAAAGAUGGGACCUGAAUGCGUUCUAUCGAAAGAAGAGGAAACAUUGCUUGUUCAGUGGAUGUUUGAUGUUGGAAAAUGUGGAUUUCCUGUUACAAAAGAGCAGCUUUUAGAUAGCGUACAACUGCUCGUGAAGGAGCUUAAAAAAUCUACUUGUUUCACAAAUGGUAGACCUGGCAGAGCAUGGUAUGAUGCUUUUCGAAAACGACACCCAGAAAUAUCUCAGAGAGUUUCUCAAAAUUUAACGAAAAAUCGAGCUUCAUUGACGGAAAAUAAAAUUCGUGGAUGGUUUAAAGAAAUAACUGAAUAUUUCGAGGAAAAUCUUUUGUCUUCCUUACUUGCUGAUGGCAGUAGGAUUUUCAACUGCGAUGAAACUGCUUUUUUUCUUUGUCCUAAAGGAAAUCAUGUCUUAGUUAAAAAGGGCGACAAAGCAGUUUAUAAUUUUGUUAAUAGCGAUGAAAAGGAAUGUAUAACCACUUUAAUAAAUGGUAAUGCAUCUGGACAACUUGUACCUCCAAUGGUCAUAUUUUCGUACAAGCGAGUUCCUGCGGAUAUAGCGGCUUCGAUUCCUAAAACCUGGGCAUUGGGUACAUCAAGCAACGGUUGGAUGACAGGAGAAACAUUCUUCGAGUACAUAGCCAACAUAUUCCAUCCAUGGAUAUUAAAAGAAAAAAUUCCGCUGCCUGUUAUUUUGUAUUUGAUGGACACUCUUCUCACAUAACGAUGGCUACAAGUCAAUUCUGUCAAGAACAUCAAAUCAUUCUCAUCGCACUUAACCCGAAUUCAACUCACGUUCUUCAGCCACUGGACGUUUCGUUUUUUGGGCCACUGAAAAAAGAAUGGAGAAAAAUUAUAACA